This is a messenger RNA of Carya illinoinensis, 996 nucleotides long. RefSeq lists its product as uncharacterized. The record is from RefSeq and is a predicted model, not a curated record. Bases 1 to 996 code for a protein of 331 amino acids. Lineage: Eukaryota; Viridiplantae; Streptophyta; Magnoliopsida; Fagales; Juglandaceae. The transcript is spliced from 2 exons.
AUGUGGGAUACAAGGGCGGUGGAAAAGAUGGAUGAACGUGUGGGGGAAUAUACGGCGUCCACUUCUUUCAAGAAUGUGGAAGAUAGUUAUCGAUGGUCCUUUGUCUGUGUUUAUGGACCCAACUCUAAUAUAGUGAGAAGAGGCAUGUGGGAUGAACUGGCUGGACUUUGUAGCUUAUGGAGUCUUCCUUGGUGUAUUGGGGGAGAUUUUAAUGUCACUCGCUUUCCAAGCGAACAUAUAGGAAGACCUAGCCCUAGCUCAGCAAUGACGGAUUUUGCAAAAUUUAUUUGUGAGCAAGAACUUUUGGACAUUCCUCUAGUGGGUGCCACAUUCACAUGGUCCAGUAAUAGAGAACAUCCAGCUUCGUCAAGACUUGAUAGAUUCCUUAUUUUGCCCGAUUGCGAAGUACACUUUCUGGGCCUAAUCAAAAAACGGCUUCCAAGGCUAUAUUCAGAUCACUUCCCCAUUCUCAUUGAUUGUGGAGGCAUCCAGGGAGGCUUCGUUGAGCGAGUUAGGCAAUGGUGGCCUUCAUAUCUCAUACAAGGCAACCAGAGUUAUGUGCUGGCUUGCACGCUAAAGGCUCUCAAAGUGAACUUGAAAAAGUGGUAUGAACAAAUUUUCAAGAAUGUGGAACACCGAAAAAAGUCCCUCCUCGACGAAUUACAGGGCUUGGAAGACCUGGAGGAGAGGGGGCUUUUAGAAGAAGAAAAGGCUCACAAAAAGCAUCUCAUCUUGGAUAUUGAGGUGGCUCUAAUGGAAGAGACUUCAUGGAAACAAAAAUUGAGGGCUUUACAGUUAAAAGAAGGGGAUAAAUGCACCAAGUUCUUCCAUCACAUGCUAAUUCGCAUAGAAGACAAUAUCAUUGAGUCCCUGUUGGUAGAUGGGAGGAUUACAUUGAAUCCGAUUGAGAUCACGAAUCACAUUACCAAUUACUAUGCACAACUACUUUCGAAGCAAUUUUCUUGGAGGCCAUGUCUAGAUGGUCUUGUUUUUUAG